AGAAUUGUCGUAUAAUUUACGAUAAACAAACCAGAGGCGCCACAUGCGCACUUUUAAAAAUAAAGUGGGAACAGCGUAAAGUGCUGUGUAAAUUUUUUACCUUAACAAAGUGUUUUUUGUUAGCUCCUGCUUGAGGUGUAUAAGCUUUACGUCACUCGAGUUACACGAAAUGUGUAAUUGCUUCAUUUGCGUUUUUUGUAAAUCAUUCGCAAGUCGGUGUGGGUUGUGCGUUUUAUGAUUUUUGUGCAAGAUUUUUUACCCGAACUUGACCUAAUGCUACUCUACUAUUUAAAUUACGAUCAAUUAUGAAAGUCAUGAGCACGCCUUAUUGUGUUGCUGCACUUCCACGGAUGUUUAUAUCCUCUUGAAGUUUGCGAAUUAAUAAUAAAUAUUCUCUUUUAAUGCAUGGCAACCAUGACGCUUCCCACGGUUGAGAUAUGGAAUGAAAAAUAUUGACGUAUUUCUUUUUUAAUUUUAUGAAGGCGGUAAUUGAAGUUUUGUGUUCUGUAACACAAUACAUGGAUUAACACAGUGGCGUAUCUUGCAUUUCCGAGCUUAUCCUUUAAUGUCGUUAUGCACAAAGCAACGCAUUGUUUGUAAUUAAGGUUCGUGAACGUGAAAUUUGUACUGGAAAUUAUGACCUUUCAUGUAUAUAAUGUACCUAUUCUAUUCCUUAGCUUUGGUAAAAAUCACGUUAUCUACUAAUUGCACCUGCAUGCUUAAUCACAUCAUCGAGAUUUUGCUUGAUGCGGAUUCCUGAUGGUGCUUCAAAACGUGUACUUCCGUAAAGAAAGUGGGGGGGGGGGUCAUUUUUUACCCCAAUUACCCCUUUACUAACGUGCGAGUGGUAAAAAUUGAAUGGCGCAAAUACAAAGGUUAGGUUGUGCACGCGCAAAUUUUUCCAUUUGUAUAUACUUGCUUGAGGUUUACACAGAAAACCGGAAUUCAUACAUAUUCCUUGCAACAAGAAUUAUAAAAGAUAAACCCUUCUUUGUGGAGGUUUUGAUGGGCUGAAACUUUUUGGCUCGAUAGUCUAGGUAGCCGAAAAUGGCGACCUUUCUUAUAUCCUGAAGAAUGUACCAAUUUCCAAAGCUAUCGGACGUUUCUAAACAAAGUUAUGGUGCAUACGGACAGAGAGAUGGAUAGACAGGCAUACGGACAGACAGACAGAAGUCAAUACAAAAUAUAUAAACCAUCUUGCUUAUGGAAUAUCCGAUGCUUUGCAAGCCUGGCCAGUGAGAAUGGCGCCAGCUAUACUGAAUGCGUUUAAUUGGACAAGAGCAUAAACAAUAGAAUUUCAGGGGGGUGAUAAAAACCUGUUAAACUAUAUUUGAUUCACAUUAGCCUUAGGUAGGCACUGAUACCAUUUUGAAUCACUCACUCAAACUUGUCAUCAUAAGUUGUGUUUAUCAUUUUAUCAAAUUUGAAACGACCGUUAAAUAAAACACAUUAAAAUUUGAAAAAUGAAGUACUUUUUACGUAUUUGGGCCGUCUGGUAAAUAUUCCUAUCGAAAAAGUGACAAUUUUGUAUUAUUAAAUCAAAGUGGUUUGAAUUUUUUUCCCCCCAAAUUAGUUUAAAUUUAGCGUACAAACCAAACGUUAGGAUUGGUUAAGUACCUUGAAAAUGAACCAAUCACAGGUUAACAACGUGUCUGGCUAAAAACUAGAUGGCAUAUAAAUAAAAUAUCAAACUAGCAUGAACUACUUUAACAGAUAAAUUAAUAAUAUCAUUAUUAUGAAUAAAAUAAUUUUAAGUUUUCUCUUUUUAACACUAAUUUUACAUACAGAGAGCACUGUGCAUAUAGACGUGAAAGAGUUGCAAUGUUUAAUAUGUAAAGUAGCAAUAGAUGAAUUACACACUUUAAUUAAACAAAUUGAUCCCAAUCGAAAGGUGGAUGUUGGCGGCUACAGGAUAGAUUCUACAGGAAAUUUUCAGCAGAAGACAGUUUCCGAAGCGAAAUCCGAAGUUCACCUUUCCGAAUUGGCGGAUAAAGCGUGUGAUAAAAUUGACGAUUACGUUCGUGCAACCUGGAAGGACAGCGGGAAGCUCACUCUGUUAAGGUUAACGACCAGCUCGGGUUCACUCAAUUCCGAUAUUAGCUCGGUGGAUAUUAUACAAGAUGAUGAUUUAAAUAAAAGCUUAAAGUACUACUGUGAUGGAAUUAUAAAUGAUUACGAGGAUAGUAUUAUUGAUCAUUUCAAAAAUGAAGGCGAUGUAGCUUAUGAAGUGUGCAAUCGAGAAUCUAAUUUAUGUACAGAGUUUGAUAAGGGUGAUGAAAAACGUACUGUCGACGAGUUAUGAUUCAUAUAUUGAUUACCUGCUGUUCUACUUAUACAUUCCUCUUUGUGAUUGAAUUUUUUUUUUGUUGAUUGUUAUAAACGAUCAGUCGGUUGUGAUCCCAACUAAAUCGUUGAACUAAGACUAAAA
Photinus pyralis (common eastern firefly) is the source of this 2428-nucleotide messenger RNA. RefSeq names its product protein seele (gene sel). Gene Ontology annotation, cellular component: endoplasmic reticulum. The coding region runs from base 1736 to 2302 and encodes 188 amino acids. The record is from RefSeq and is a predicted model, not a curated record. NCBI's taxonomy places the organism in Eukaryota, Metazoa, Arthropoda, Insecta, Coleoptera, Lampyridae. The transcript has 3 exons.